UGGGUUUCACUUAGAGACCCAAAAUUCCUCUAGAACUGACCAUACGCGGACCCAAAUUUCGACACCGGAUAUCAAAUUACACCCUCAGCGGCGAGCUCCUCCGGUCAAAUCCUUACCGGCGAUAGCAGAUCACAGACUAGGUGCUUGUUCUUGCUACAAUGCCUUGCAAAUGAGUAGCUGAAGAAAGUCAGCUUUUUAUUGUGAUGUAAAUACGUGUAAUUCUUGGAAUAGAUGGAUUCUACAUCGAAGCACUCUCCCUUUUGCUUAAAAUGGCCAUGGGAUGUCCAUAACCAAAACCCUAAAACCCAUCUGCCUUGUACCUUUGAAACACCCUGGUUAUUCAAACCAUUCAAGAAUAUUGGCUCUGGAGUGUUUAAUUUCAUCCAAAAUAUAUCAAAACCCCAACCUUUAUCAUCCAAAUUCCAUUUCCAGUCGAAUGGUGGAGUUGGCCAAAACACUACCUUGAAGUUGAUGAAGAAGAAAUUGACUCCUGCAGACCAAGCGGAGGCCGAGCAGAGUGCGUUAGCAUCUGCCUUGGCCAGUGGAAAGGAGGGUACUGUAAUUGAAUUUUACUCCCCCAAGUGCCGGCUCUGCAAUUCUUUGGUUAAUUUCGUGAACGAGGUUGAGAACAGGAACACUGACUGGCUCAACAUUGUUAUGGUUGAUGCAGAGAAUGACCAAUGGUUGCCUGAGCUUCUCCAUUAUGACAUAAAGUAUGUUCCUUGCUUCGUUCUACUGGACAAAUACGGGAGGGCACUUGCAAAGACGGGUGUUCCAAGCAGCCGACUGCAUGUUGUGGCUGGUAUUUCUCAUCUCCUUAAAAUGAAACGUCCACAACACAAAUAGCGUGCAUAUGGUUGAUACAGCAACAGACAAGAGUGUUGGCUUGUCACAAUACAUUGCAUGUAACAGUUUUUAGCUGUAGGGGUCGACAGGUUGGAGCAAGUAAUGUAGUAGUUAUCAAGUGCAAGAUCUUUACUUGCGUUUGUUAUAGUUUCGUAAUCCAUUUUGGAGAUCCUGUUGUAUGAAUCCCCUGAAAAGUUAAGGGAAAAGAAGGAUAAUUCAGCUGACUUCUGUAUUUCAUGCCUAGGAGUUCCCAUGAAUUUGCUUGCAGUUAUUAUACUGGCGGUGUAAUUUACAUUUUGACAGUACCAGUUAUGCUUAUAUAUAACCUUCUUCUAUUGAUUUACUC
Molecule: messenger RNA, 1192 nt
Organism: Nicotiana attenuata
Lineage: Eukaryota; Viridiplantae; Streptophyta; Magnoliopsida; Solanales; Solanaceae
Exons: 3
Coding region: 232-846 (204 amino acids)
Biological process (GO): cell redox homeostasis
Source: RefSeq, a predicted model, not a curated record